GCUCUGCAGUCGAAACUGGACUGCGCCAGCCACUUCCAGGCAAAGCCCCACGUCUCGACGGGAAAUGGGUUUCACGGCCCCAUGUAUCUAUAUACGAUCGAAUGUCUGCGCUUCGGUCGUUCCAUGGUGGCAGAAGAGGAGCAUCUCCAAUGCACGCUUUACGUGAUCAAGCUACACGCAAUGCCGAGGUCUACUGUAGACUGCGGCUCGAGGAUAGGAAAGACGACGCGCGCGCUCUUGCGGCGUGGCAGACACAGAAGAACAGUCUGUCAUCCGACCACGCACGGCGCUGCGUCCGCGGUCUGCUGAAGAAUACCCUUUUGAAGGAGGCCCUCGGCCCUCUUCUCGAUAUACCCGGUAUGCGGUCGGGGCUACUCAUCAGUACUAUACACAAGCUUUUAACAGCCAAGGCUGAUGAGGAAGCCAAGGCGUAUUUGGACCAUACACAUGCCCUCUGGGUACGAAUAGCGGGAAGCAAGGAGGCCACAGCCAAACUCGGGCCCGAGGACGUGCAGGCUCUGCACUUGCGCUGUCCGCGGUUCUGCACGGGCGAUGCGGCCUUGAUCACCAAACAGAUGGAGCAGGGCGCCAUCUUCCGCGCCUUCACUCCAAACGAGCGGAGCGCCAUACUCGCGGCGAUUCUCAGCAUCGAGACGAUUAUAACAUCUCUACGCACCUUCUCCCAGGACAUCCACGUCCUCCAAGUCUGCGCCACCAGCAUGCGCCAUAUCGUGACGCCGCGAGGCCAGACGAUUCGUCAGGCGUUGCUGGGCUGUUACAGGCCAGUAGAACGCGCACAAGAGAGCAAUGACACGGCCUCCGCAGCUGGCAUUGCUAUCCAGGAACUAUGGGUAUUUAUGCUCGGCAACCUCCAGGGCAUGGCGAACCCUAUAUCAGCAUCGAACAAGAGACUCGCAGGACCCAUCACCGAAGCUUCGCGCGAUGUUCUAGUACAGGCGGCGGAGUAUGCGCAGCAGCUGGGUUUUCGGUCCACGGAGAUACAGAGACAUGUGCAUGCGACGGAGAGAGGGUCCGGCGACAUUGCCGAUCCGAAGCGCUGUCACAGAACAGACACGGUGCCGGCCCUACACAAAGACGCCCUGGCCAGCCUCGUGGUCAAACAUACCACUGAGCGUCUGUCCAGAAGGUGCGGCCGUCCGAAGAAGGACAGCUACCAGCUUGACCGGGGGCUGCUCACUCGCGGCAACCUGCAGGCUGACCUGGCAUCGCUCGACGUGCGUGGGCCGGAACUCACAUCUUUCUUCGUGCUGCGGUGUCAGUAUAAUGCGUUCUUCGGCUCAGAGCAUGAAGCGUCGAGACAAGGGAGUCCUCUCCCCAAUGCGGCUGAAGAGCGUCUAUCAGAGCCGACAAGAACGUGCUCUCCGCCUGUAGAGCGCUUGACACUCGAGCAAAGCAUUCGAAACUUCAGGAAACAAAGCGUAGAGUCCGUACGGGCCGGGCUUUCGCCCAUCACCGAGUCCAGCAGCGUCACCUCUUCUAGGGAAAGCAUCGCGCUUGGCCGUGCCCAGGCAAGCCCGUCACCGGAGCCUAUCCGUGUUCUGUUCCGUGCGUACUCGGACGGAAGGUUCCAUACAAUCAAGCAGGUUGACGCUGGCGACCCUACGGCUGUGCUGAAGGCAGGUCGUGAGUUGACAAACCAGAAAAUGAUGCUUCUAUCCGUCGAUCUAGGUUUUAUUAGCCCCGAGCAAUGUUUCGAGAACGCUCUGGUUUCCGAUCUGCACACAAUAUUCACUCUACCAGCCAACGAUUUGAAGAUUACGCCGGAGUUGGAAAAAGCAGUGCAGCAGUUGAGAACCGAUGCAACGCGAAGGCGCAGAUGAAGCGGUGCGACCAGACACACCGCGAUGGAGGAACAUGGGAGUGUUGAGCAGCGGUCGCCGCCGGUGAGACGUGUACCAGCAUGAAAUUCCACGCAAAAUGACACUAUUCAGCCACAAUUACGAAUUUGUCGUCUGCGUACGCCCGUAGAUUGUAGCUAAUAUAACAUUCCGUCCCAGUCUAGCGUC
Emericellopsis atlantica is the source of this 2027-nucleotide messenger RNA. RefSeq lists its product as uncharacterized. The record is from RefSeq and is a predicted model, not a curated record. The coding region runs from base 102 to 1841 and encodes 579 amino acids. Lineage: Eukaryota; Fungi; Ascomycota; Sordariomycetes; Hypocreales; Bionectriaceae. The transcript has 2 exons.